GUUUUCUUCGUUAUUGAUGCGACUGCCUGAAAGUGGAUGCAAGUUGUACAUGUAUGCAUAUGGGAAUUUUUAACAUGCAGGAAGAAAUAGAGAAAGCAAAAGCUUUUCUUUUGAAAACAAGUUCAGUGUCAAACAAAAAUCUGUAAGUUUCUGAGUGUUUGUUAUUUCAAUAGAGCUAAAAUGAGCCUUUUGCUGUUGCUUAUGAGUCGUGGUUGUAGUUGAUUGUUGUUUUCUUAUAACCAGAUAUGAUCAUUUAAGUGAGGUACUGAGCAAAAUUUUAGACGAAAGACCUAAUCAUUGUGUCGGUAAGUUGGUUUCAAAAUCAAAGCAAGCAAAGGUAGAAUGCAUUUGAGUACGUUAUUUCUAGCGAAACUGGAUGUAUUAAAUAUGAAAAACAUUUUAAUAUGCUCAAUUAGCUUAUUUUAGCUUUUUGGGCAAGCCAUGUAAACCGUUGCCCUGAUAAUUUGUUCUGUUAAUAAUAUUAGUACCCUAUUUGUUCCAAAAUAGAUGUAUUUGAAGACAUUAGCAAAAGUAUAAAACAAGAAAAGAAAGAAGAGUCAGAGGUAAUGUUUGCCUUAAACGUGAGGGUCAUAUUUUAAAUUUUUUUUUCCAGCAGCACCCAGUCUUCCCCCCCCCGGCCUGAGCCCAGGGCAUAAGCAUUUUUGGGGGGGCAGCCCGUGAGGGCAACGCCCAAUCAGAAAAUGGAGGCCAAUAACGAUCCUGUCGCAGAUCAUUUCAUCCCAGAACAUACCAAAUUUGCAUGAUGACGCUUGUUUUCUUAGUCUAUUCACAAAUUCAUCGAUCUCUUCAUCUGGGCCUUGAGUCGAUGAGUUGAAUAGAUAUCUUUCGUAAACCACACUGGUUUUCGGCUUAAAAUAGGCUUCCAAAGCUGCUAGGCUUAAGCAAUUACGCUUGUGGACUUAAGAUUUAAAAAUAUCUGCAGACAAUCUUUUCCCAUUACGGAUCGUAGCGUUGCUAAUCGUAUUGCCUCAGGUUGCUUGUCAAGGCCAGUGGCGAGCUCGUAGUCCUCCCACUGUUGUCUGAAGAACUCCCAAUUAUUUAUUCAGUCGCCAGAGACUUUCAUGAGAGCCGGUACUGGGAAAUUGGACGUGAAGCUUAGAGCAGUAGGAAUGGGGGGCGUUGUUGCUGAUUGGCUGUCUGUUGGCAUUUCUCCUCAUUUGCCUGGAGGUUUCGGGAUUGUUUUCUGUCUUCCUAGACUGACUUUUGUUUGUGCAGUUCCGUGGUAGAACUCGCGUCGUGAUCACAGCGUUUGCUGCUGCAAGAAUCGCGAUUUACUUCUUGACACCAUGUUGUACUUCUAGCAGUAAUCACACCAUUUUAUGAGAGAGCAAUCGUAGUUUUACUUGAUUGACACUUAAUACUUAAACAUGUCAUGCAACAUGUAAUAUAGUGGACGUUUUCAGUGAUGUUUCCUUGGUACCUAUCAUAGUCUCUAUAUUUAAGCCGCUUUGUAUUGCCUUCAAUUGUGGAUGAUUCCUUGAAAUUACCUGUACUGCGUAAUUGCGUAGCCAUCAUUGAAAAUUUUCACUUAACAUUAAACAAUUAUUGCUUUUUUCAUACUACUGUUGAGUACAUGAAGUUAAUGUUGCACUUGUUGCCGGAAGGGGCAAGCUCAGGUAUCCAACAGUAAACGUUAUAAUAUUUUUCCAGUCUAAAAACGGAAAUACUGAAAUCUGACUUUCAUUACUCCUAGACCUUAGAUGUCGGCAUAUGACCUUAAAAUUGGGUCACAAGGCAGUGUACGAUGUAUAGAGGCAGGUGGCGAACUCUCUAACUAUGGUAGCUGAGUCAAAACUUGCUGAGCAGUUUAGCUAUAAGACUAGUUCUACUACCUUGAAAAUUUUUCUUAAAAUCUUCUCUAGACACAGCUACCCUUAACUGACUGGAGACCGCCCCUCCCCCCUCAACACAAACAUCUUGUAAAAUGUUACUUUUUAAACAGAUUAACACAAAGCCUUUAAUUGAUUCACGAGUUGUCUCAUAGAGCCCUUUGAUUUUGCCUUGAUGGCAAAUUGUCGCUGGAAUCGAAUGAUGCAUUAAAUAUAUGAGUAUGAUGUGUAAAAGCUUAGUGACUAUUUUUCUUACACACUGCGUUUCCAUUGCCUUUGUAUCAGGGUUGACCCAUUGGGUUUAUGGCAUAUUAUCAUUAUAUUAGCGGCUGAAAAAAAAAUUAUUCCCAGACCUGUCAUUAAGGUUUAAAGCAGCUGGUUUCUCAGGGAAAGUUACUGGUCAUUUAUCCCCCAAAGCCUUACUUGUUAUUUGUGACUCAUUUUGAAACUGAGAGUACAGGCUCAUUUUACUGUAGUAGCUGGUUAAAAAAGCUGGAUUCUAGCUACCAAUGACAGUCUUGGAUACCCCAGUUUUUGCUUGAUAUACCCCUAAAACUGGAAGAAGCAAGUAGAUGAAAGAUACCAUUUAAUUAGCCUGAAAGGGAUGAUCAAGAGGGUGGUGGGAUGCUCAUUAUCUCAUUAAAGGAUGUAAAUUUUAGAUUUGAUUCACUCUUAGGGUGUUCAGGAAGAAAUGUGGAAUUUUACGGGCUGCUCUUGUCUCCUGCAAUCCUAAUCUCCAGGUUGUUAUUACUAAUGUGUAGCCAGCAUUCGUUUGGACUUCCACUAAGAAUGAAUGGAAAGAAAGCACUUCGAUCAUGCAUGUUUCAACCUUCUAGCCCUCGUAAUUUGAUCAUGCACGUUUUGAUGAUCUGUCACAGCAAUGGAGCAAAAGCAUUUUGACUUUCGAUCAUUGUCGCCCACGCUCUGUAACCUUUGGUUAGGGUUAGGGUUAGGGUAAGGGUUGUAUUACUAGUUGUAAGCAUCUGCUGGUUUUGAUGAGAGCUGUGAAUAGGGAAAUAAAGAAAGCCAAUGAAGGAAAAGCGAAGUGGAAAGCAAUAAUUAGCAACCCUCUAUAUUACAGUAAUAAUUACUGUAAUAUAAAGGGUUAAUUACAGUCUUACCUAGUUAUAGUGAGGACAGGAGUAAGUAGCUCUUUGUAGGAACAGUAUUGCGAGCCCUAGGAUUUCACGAUAACGAUAGUGUCUGGUAGCGUGUCAUUACAGUGGUCUUAUAAACAUUGAAAACAUUUAAGAGGUGGGUUCCCAUGUGUUUUCACUAAGCCAAAAAAUUGUUACAAAUGGUUUCCCACAAUCUCUGGGCAGGGAAACAAAAAAUUGUUUUCUGUAGGAAUUGAAACCUUGAAACCCUAGGCCUUGCAUUGUAGGGAGGUGAAGCUAAGAUGGAAUGAGUCUGCUGGAAACCAUUUGCCAUUGCAGAGAAAUCGGGGGUUCAACUGUACUACCCCCUACUCCCGUAAACCCUAACUGAUGUUUAAAAGCAACCUUACAUAAAGCAUUAGAACGCUGACCUCUCAGAUGAGCUGCAACUAGAAGUUUUGAAUUAUUGUAUGUUUGCUUUCAAAUUACAGGAUUUCAGAGAAGACCCAGAAAGCAAAGCAGUUGCUGAAGUACACCAGAAGCUAUUUGAGGUGAGGCCAUUCUUGGUCCAGUGCAGCUAUGGGUUAUUACUAUACAUUGAACUCAGUAUCUUUUUUCUGAUUUGCUGAAAGUGUACAGUGAAUUUUCGAAAUCAGCGCCUGGGACAUCAUCUAGCUGCAGAUUAUACAAUAAUCAUGUAGAAGACACUCAAGACGAGGUCACGGGUAAUCAUGUAAUGUAUGACUGUGGUGCAUGAUUUCUAUUAAAGGCUAAUCAUGUCAAGUUUGUGCGCUUUGUGUUGCUUACCGUCAGUGCAUGAAGAAGCAAAAACAUGACUUCCAGGUUUGCUUCAUUGACUGAGUAAGACAUCGAAAAAGUAGUUGAAGACAAGGACUCACAAACACAUAAAGGUCGACGACGGUGGCGAAGGAGCUGUUUGCUGAUUACGUGAAAGAAAAAAAAACUGAGAGAACUUGAGGAAAAGAAAGAGUUGGCACAAACUUUGAAAACAUUUUAUGUUGAAGCGAGAAAGAAAGGAUUUGUUCAAUGUAUAAUAAAACAAUAUUAUUAGAUUUGGUUUUUGUGAAAUCCAAAAUAAUCAAGGUCUCAGUAAGGGUUAUCAGCCUCAGCCGAUAACCCCUACCUCGACCUCAAUUAUUCUGGAUAUCACGAAAACCUCAUCCAAUAAUUAACUAAAUUAAUCAUUUAUUAUUAAUUAAUAAUUAAUGAUUAAUUUAUUUAAUGGCACUUUCAUACAAAUCAAGAGUAACUUCAAAUUAAAUCAGGCCAUUUAUUUUAUAAAAUAUGUAUAAAUUGUCUAAUGUUGUUACCAGGAAUCUGAUUUUAAUAUUACAAUAUUGCUGGAGUAGAUCAUUUUAUUCUCAACAACACUGCUGAUCUUGCAACUAAGAUGAUAUUAUGUAAAUCACAUAUUGUAACCUUGAGUGGUCUUGCUUGCAGGCUAACUGAAAUGCUACUGCAACAUGUCCAUCUUUUUUUACCAUAAUAACCUUGAGUAUUUUAUGAAGUUUUGAGCUGUAGUUAGAAUCAAAAUGGCUGCCAGUGCUGAUUGGCUAGACUUUGAAACGUGUAAUAUAUUAUUAUUAAUUUGUUUAAACGCUUUGUAAAAAUUCUUUUCUAACAUGUAUAGAAAGAUGGAGAUGCAGAGGGAGGUGAACCAGAAGCUGAAGAAGAUGUUGAGACACCUCUUCCUGAUCUCAUGAAUUUAACUUUCUACUUUGAACAAGCUGGAAUUGGACUGAGCCGUGAAGAAAUGUUUAGAAUAUUCCUUGCCCUGAAGCAGCUUGUGGAUACUAAACCACUACAAAUGGUUCGCUUUUGGGGUAGGGAUACUUUCUUUUUAAUAACACCAUACCGGUAUAAUAUGAUAUCUUUGCUGUUAACUCUGAAUUUAGCAUAUGCCAAGCUAAUGAAAUACAACAUUCUCUAAAAUGGGAGGGGACUGGGGCACGGUGUUAAAGGUAAAACAUUGAAGAGAAAAGUUUGAAGCUAAAUUGGGAUUAUCCCCAACCUACCAUCAACUCAAAAUAUCCUUAAAGAGAAGAUGUUUUUGGUCUUUUGCAGGCAAGGUUUUUGGAAUUGAGACCAACUAUUAUAUAGCAGAAGUAGAAUACCGUGAGGGUGAAGAGGAAGAAGAUGAAGAAGAUGAAGAGGUGAGUUGUCAGCUUCAAAAUGUAAGCUAUUAUAAAAUCACGUACCAUCAAGAUCACCAUCAAGGUUCUCCAUUGCUGCUGCUAAGAGGUCUGUUUUGUGGUGUCAUUAGCAGGCAGAUGGUGAAGGUGAUGAUCAGCCAAAGGAUGAAGACAAAGGUGAUGAAGGUUAGUUUGGAGUUGGUUAAUUUAAUUUACUAAGUUCAAAUCUACGUCAUACAUGUAUUGUUACCUGUUUUUUUUUUCUUCUGCUUGUUGAAGUAUCUGUGUGACAGUCCAGUCAACAUGUUCAAAAUGUCUCUUAGACAUUGAUCAUCAUUUCAAAACUGCAGACUUAAUUAGGCUGACCCAAUGAGGUUACACUGUAUGUUAGGACCCUUCUAAUGUAGGAUUUGUUGAGAAAAAUGAAAUUAAAUUUUUAAAAAGAUAGUUACACCUGCCAUAGUUUGUGGCUCAUUAAAAUUUCUUUAUGUUCUAUAGAUGAAGAAGGUGGUGAGGAAGAUGACACUCCCAAGUCAGAAUGGAAACCUCCUCCAGUUAUUCCUAAAGAAGAGAACAGAACUGGCACCAACAAACGAACGUUCUUUGUCACCAAUGAACGUAAGUUUGACGAUUCGGACAUAUUCUUCAUUUUCCUUAGUGUUUCCGUAGUAUUUUUAUACACUCUUUAAUCUUUUAGUGUUAUUAUUUUUAGUUGUCGGUUUGAUGUUAAAUAGUUUAGAGUUCUGCUUGUGUUCAGCUAUAGUUUAUGUCUAUAUUUAUUGAAAUAAUCCAGAAAAGCAUAGUCAUCACUUGGAUAUAAGAAGCAAAAUAAACAAGAAAGUCUUAAAUAAAUUAAAAAAUAAUCAAAUUAAUAUAUCAAUUAAUAUUAAAAUUGUCCAGGCCAGGCCAGCCUUGAUGCCUUUGAGGUUUAGUUGAUUAAUCAAAUGAGGAGGUAGACUGUUCCACAAUUAAGUUUACAAGUUAUGAUUCUUUUCCGAAGUCACUUUUGUGUGAAAAACGGUGCUGUAUACUUGUCUUAGACAGCCGUAAUUUUAUUGUUCUGUACAUAAUAAUUUUAUGAACUACCCAUCUGAAAUAGCUUUGCUAGAAGCGAUAAUACAUGUACAGUGCUUAUUUCUUUAAUAACUUUAAUGAAUGUACAUGUACAUGUGUAUUAUUCGUCAAAGUUGUGACAAAUCAAAAGGUAGUUAUUUAACUCGCAAAUAAACCUCAGUGUUAAGUCCCCAGUAAAAGUUAACUAGGUUUAUGAAUAACAAUAAAUGAUUGUUAAACUUUUGAUGGAAAGUCUGCCCAGGUUAUUAUUCAACAAUUAAUGAAUUAAGCUGAAUAUCUUAUGAAGAAUUAUGAAGAUCGAGGAGGGUGUUAUACGUCAAGGCCGUAGGCUGAGGUGGAUAACACCAUCCGAGAUCUCCAUAAUUCUUCAUAUGAUUCGAAAGCCGAAUUCAAUAAUUGUUUUGUUAUUCAUUCAAAAUAAUUCCUAGUUUAAAAACGUAGCUAAAACGUGCUUACCUCCAUCGUUGUUAAGUUCAUCGUCGAUAGUGGACGUUUAGGGUUGUUGAGCUCCGCAAACAUUCUCCAAAUAGCAGACGUCGCCCUUCGAGUUGUCGUCUUGCUGUUCUUGACAUGUUUUUAGCUAUUAUUUCGCCUAGUUCUUACUCUUGAAACGAGUGAAAUGUCCGCCAUUUUGUUUUCACACAAAACAACUCAACCUCGUCCCCAGGUCUUCUCGGUUAACGGUGCAUUAACCCGCAAGAAAGCAGCACUUUUGACGUCAUCGGUGCAUUAACCGUAAAAUUCUUCCAAAUUUGGUCAUCAGUAGCUGGUUAUGGUGAAUUAUGCGUGUGCUUUUAGCAUGUUUAGCCAAUCAGAAUCUGAGAAGUAUUUUGAAUGAAUAAUAAAAGUAUUUAAACUUUUGAUACUGAUCUGCCCUCAUUAAAAAAAAUUAAUAUUCAUGUGAAGCUGUUUUGGCCUUGACAGUGGCGCAGAUUUACGCCCCCACACAGAUCUGCUGCUCCUUAAUUUUACCUAAAACGUACAGUUUGUUGUUGUUAUUAAAUGACUGUGUCAUACUUCCUUCUUCCUUGGUGACAAAAAUUAAGUUUAAGAGGAGGAAAGCUUUAAUUAGUAAACUGGUCCUUAAAUGUUCAAAACUGAUCAUGUCCUAUUUGUUCAUAGCUGGUAAACCUUGGGUUAAGCUCCCUGCUGUCACUCCAGCACAAAUAGUAGCUGCAAGAUGUAUCAAGAAGUUUUUUACGGGACGACUGGAUGCACCAGUAAGAUAAAUAAGCAGUAUUACUUGUACAUGUGUGAGAGUUAGCAGUAAUCAAUAAGAUGCUACAAAGAUUAUAAAUAAAACCCAGACGAACAGUACUAUAUUUGAUAAACCGCAUGAGAUAAACUCCAUGAAAGCGUACAUUAUUUUUUAAAUUAACUGCCAGAUUUGAAGCAAAAUCUGAUCUUCUGAGUUUAGUGGAGACACAUGACAUAAUAAAUAAGCAUUUUUUACAAUCACAUACAAAGAAAGCCUGCUCGUAGAAGCAAACAUAAGCUUUUGAGCCAUUACAUUUGAAUACUGUUUUGCUUUUUUUGUAAAAAGCUGCAACAUAAUUCUUCAAACGGCAGUUGCUAGAGAGUCCAGGACUCACUGAACUAGAAGACGGUGAAAAUGGUGUGACUUUAAUACGGAAUUCUUCCCGGUACACAGAUUGUUAGUUAUCCACCAUUUCCUGGCAAUGAAAUGAAUUAUUUGAGGGCGCAGAUUGCAAGGAUCUCUGCUGGUUCUCACAUCAGUCCUGCUGGGUACUUCAUGUUUGAAGAGGAAGAAGAGGAGGAGGAGGAGGGUGAAGGUAAAAUACAAACCACCUCUCAUCACUCAACAUGGUAACCAGUAACUAAUGUUUGGUGUGAUAGAGUGAAAGUUAAACACGGAAAAGAACCUCUUAGGGUCGUUACAAAUCUCCGGCGUCCUUGGUCUUGGGUGGGGGAGACUGCAAGGAGAGAUCCCACCCUCCUCCGCAAAGGCUCUAGCUGGGUAACUCAACAAAAAUAGCAAUAAUCAAACAAUAGCAAGUGGUGCGCACAGAGACCUCGGCGAGUGCGGAUCAAAUGUAUGCACAGGUAACCCAAGCGUCGGCACUAUUGCGCGACCGUCGUAACAUAAGGAAGAUAGAACGAUAUUUUAUAUUAUUGUAGAGGCACAUAAUUUUGACGAGAUUUAGAUAAAAUGAAAACGCCUCACCUUCCUUAGAAGUGCAUCCUCUUUCCCAAGUGGUCUAAGAGGUCUCGGAAAGGAGUUUUAUGGGUUUACUGGAAUCGGUGGUUCAAGUGGUUGAAUUGUCCGUUAAUUCAUACUUCGUAUUUUUAAACUGUAUGAACUACUAGCUAGACGGCGGGGCAAUUCCUUAGCUUAGCAAUAAGAGUACAAAUGAGAACUUAUCGUAGAUGGAAGGAAAUGGAUACUUGUCGAAUGUACAUAAGAUACAGGUACGCAGAUGUAAGUACCGUCACAUGUAAAACGCCAUUUCCACUGUUCGUUUUUUUUUUCUUUACAGUGCGUGAUUCAUACAUGUUGAAUGUUGACUUUGAGGGAGUCAGUGUGAGAGAGCUAGCUGAUCCAUCCCUUCAUAACUGGGUUCAUCAUGUUCAAUAUGUACUGCCUCAGGUAGGAACUGCUGCGGACUGCAGUACAGACUACAGACAGUGGCAUUCACACAAAGCUGCUAUUUCAAACGCUUUCUAAAUUGGUUUCUGGUUUUCUAAUAAGUUAAUUGCCAUUUUAUAGUGAUCUAGACAGCCUACAUUGUCUUUUAGGGUCGCUGUGUUUGGCAUAACCCAGUAGAAAAACCAGAGGAUGAUUUUGAAGAAGAGGAGGAAGAGGAGGAAAAAGAAGAUGUUGAAGAACCAAAACCAGAAUCAGGGCCGCAGUUAUUAACAUCCAUCGCUGAAGACGAAGGUUAUUGAUCAGCUCAUUCCCGUACUUGUUCGUAGCAUUUCCGGCAAAUGUUUUAUUCGGUUUCUUUUGCUGUUUUGUUGUUGCAGCUGUGAAUGGUAUGCCGGCUUGGACACCAGGUGUAUCAUCUGAAUUGUUACCUCAGUACGCCCUCGCUAUCAUGCGAUCCAACAGAUGGCCUGGUGCUGUAGCAUUUGCAAAGGACAGGUGAGUCGAGCUUACAGUGCGGUGCUGACGUUCAUGAAAAACAAAGUCAGACCUGGCAGCUAAUCACGGGAAAGACAAAUACAGUGACGAUGGACUACGCCUCAGGUUUUUCUUAACCUUGCCUGUUGUGCUUUAUUGUUCCUGUUGAAUCGUCUUUAUCCUAGCUAACAUUAACCAUAUAUUUUUACCAGAGAACAGUUAAUAAAGAAAUCGAAAUACAUGUACACCUUAAGAUCGUCAAGUAACAUGCUAAGAAUCCUGCCAAGUUCUACUAACGAUAAAGUAGUUUGUCUCGAUCUCCUGCUUAUGUUUGCAUUGUGUUAAGGGGCAUCAUAAAUAGGUCAGAAACAUUUACAAAUACCGUAUACAUUCGGGACUCAAGAUAUCAGAACCCUUUAGUCUCAGGUGUUAAUAAUUGCAGAUGAACAAUACACAGAAAAUACGCUGAGGUGGUGUUUGUUUCUUUGGUAGAAAAUACGAAAACAUUUAUGUUGGCUGGGGACACAAAUUUGAUGCGGAAAACUACACCCCACCACCACCCCCUGCGGCAAUGGAUGAAUACCCUGUUGUACCAGAAGUAACGGAAGUAGAUGAUCCUACAGUUGAGGAAGAACGGGCACUAAAGAAAGCUCAGGAGGAAGCAAUGGAAGCAGCUGAAGAUAUGGAUGACGUCGAUGAUGAUGAGGAUGAUGAUGACUGAAAUGAUUCUAAAAAGAGUUAAUUUAAAGUUAUAAAACGUUGCUUCUACUCGAAGCUGUUGUAAAAUCCGAACAAGUACACGUAAAUGUGACACUCCUUUCUAGACAGACAGCCAGCAUUAACGACACUUGUAAAUAAAAAAUUAAUUUAACGUGUACAUAAUUCAUUUUUCGCACGCUUGCCUGUAGAGUAAAGCUGUAGUUUUCCAAGUCUUUGAUAGCAUUUUUUGUUUUUGUUCUUUUAUGUUACCUUAAUUGUACACAUAAACGAUGCCAAUUAUAUGCGCUGUUGAUUAUUUUGAGGAACGAGAAAUAAUCGUCCAUAGUUACAGACCCAACCGUUUUGUAUUCAUUUGUGUCAGAUCUAAAAGCCCGGAAGAAACACCAACUACCUUAAGUGUCAACAGCUUUUUUUCAUUUACAAAGAACGUUGACAGAAUGAGGUUUUUACGAAUAUUUUUAAAACCAC
Molecule: messenger RNA, 10444 nt
Organism: Porites lobata
Lineage: Eukaryota; Metazoa; Cnidaria; Anthozoa; Scleractinia; Poritidae
Source: the annotation of a GenBank genome assembly